AUGAGGGUUCUUCAAGAACUCCCACAGGAAGUGGAGAACCGCGAAAAUUGUGACCCCACGGUCACUACGCCUAUGCCACGUAUUCUCGCAGGUCUCAAGCGCCUGGUAGGGGCUGAAACUGUUGCCGUUCAUGCCGAGGUGCACAAACAACAGUCAUCCGCUGACACUGAACCCUCGGCCUAUUCGAAGGUGUCCUCCGUCCUCGUCAACCCCGACUCCUCUCCAGGAACAUCUGUCCAGUCACGAGACCCUAAUGACAAGCUCUUUCGAGACUUUGAACGUCAUACCCGAGCUGGGGCUACAGACAUAAUCAGCAUUCCGUCAUUCACCCUCGUCACAGCAGUUGACCAGCUGGGUGCCCGCGUACCUACCAAACCAGGACAGGGCGUUACCUAUCAGCUGAAAUUGUCUACUUGCAUUACAGUCCCUGAAUUCCCCCGGGUCCAAACCUACAUUGCGAUUUUCAUUGAUAACUCAGCUUCCAUGUCACCUACAGAUUUUUCUCGUGCCAUUGAAACAGCCGGCCGCCUUUAUGACUCUGCCUCUGCUUUAUACCCGCGACUCUACGUGUUCAACGACCACCCCCGUCAUGUGCGAAUCGAGCACCUUCACGAUACCACACAGUCUACGUCGGCUGAACGAGAUAUCACUGGGGCAGUGAGUGCCAUCUUCGGUGAUGUUCUGGAUGGUUAUGACUUUGAGUCUGAAGUGGGAUCCACGAUGCCUCGCCAUGUCAUAGUUAUCUCUUCAGCAUCGUUGUCUAUAGAUAGCCUGCUCCGCCGAGUUCAACGGCUUCACAUACACACCAUGUGUGUCACCCCUGGAGGCUUCAUUUCCAGAACCCCAUUCCUUGACUCGCCUGGGACAUGUGGCUGGGUGAUGAACACAAGCCCCCAAAGUCUCUCUCUAUUCCCCCUUCUCCUGCAGUGCCUUCAAGUGGGACUGGUCAUAGAGCCGCUCCGAAACCUCAGGGUCUCCUUUGAAAGCAAUGGCUGGGAACCUAUAGAGGAUGAGCUUAUUCCUUGUUUCUACCCUGGCAUGUAUCUGGAACGUACGGUCCAUUACGUGUUGGGUAUGCUUCCGGGGGAUCAUGUCGCGCAGGCACCAGAUGGCAACAACUUGGGGGCUGUGGAGAGCCUCGAAGCAGCUUUGGGCAUAUACCUCAUCCAAACUGGACUACUGACUGUCUCGUACGAAAUGAGUGGAGUGGAGGGGUUGAUACGACGAGAACACCCCUUGUAUACCAAGCGGUUUGAGUUCGACGAUGAACUCGAGCCCAGGGGAACCCAGCCAAGCGAAUGCCACUGA
This is a messenger RNA of Yarrowia lipolytica CLIB122, 1308 nucleotides long. Lineage: Eukaryota; Fungi; Ascomycota; Dipodascomycetes; Dipodascales. The record is from RefSeq and is a predicted model, not a curated record.